Molecule: messenger RNA, 1149 nt
Organism: Aspergillus mulundensis
Lineage: Eukaryota; Fungi; Ascomycota; Eurotiomycetes; Eurotiales; Aspergillaceae
Product: agmatinase
Exons: 4
Coding region: 1-1149 (382 amino acids)
Molecular function (GO): metal ion binding; agmatinase activity
Source: RefSeq, a predicted model, not a curated record
AUGAAGUUCCCAGCCCUCCUGGUCUUGGCCCAAGCAGCCGCUGCCUUUACCACCAAUGUCGGUCCCGAUUAUCAGCAUCCCCUAGAAGACCUGGACAAAGACCUCCCCUUCUCCCAGCCAGUCACGUUCGCUCACCUGGAAUGGCAACGCUGCCUUGCCUCCACGCACAACUCGCCACUCGACAUCGCAAUCCUCGGCUUCCCUUACGACACCAGCACCUCCUACCGCCCCGGAGCGCGCUUCGGCCCACGAGGCAUCCGCGCCGGGUCCUCGCGGGAGAAGAAAGGGCGAAGCUACAAUACCAUCUGGGAAGUUGAUCCAUUCGAGCAAGACCUGAGCAUCGUCGACUGCGGCGACAUCCCAAUCACGCCGUUCGACGCCGCCCACGCAUUCCAGCAGAUGGAGCAGGGGUACCGACAGGUUCUGUACCAUCCGACCUCGACGCCAAACAAGACCAAAGACGCGGCAGGCUGGGCCCAUCCGCGGAUCAUCAGCCUGGGCGGCGACCACUCCAUCGUGCUUCCGAUCCUCCGCAGCCUCAAGACGGUCUACGGGCCUAUCUCGGUCAUCCAUCUUGACUCGCACCUGGAUACUUGGGACCCGUACGAGGGGUAUACAGGUAUCGCAUCGGAGCAGUCUGCCAUCACGCACGGGACGUUCUUCUGGCAUGCCGCUAGGGAAGGGUGCAUCAACAAGGGGGCGAGUGUGCACGGCGGACUGCGGACGAAGCUCUUCGGACCGAGAGACUAUGAGAUCGACACGGAAGUCGUCGGGUUCCAUCGCAUCGAGGCGCACGAGAUCGAUGAUAUUGGUGUUGAGGGGAUCAUCAAGCGGACGGUCGAUGCGGUCGGUACAACGAACCCGGUGUAUCUUUCCAUCGACAUCGACGUUCUGGACCCGAGCAUCGCCCCUGCAACAGGCACCCCCGAGUCCGGUGGAUGGACGACGCGCGAACUGAAGCGGUAUAUCAAGGGGCUUGAAGGGCUGAAUCUCGUUGGGGCAGACGUUGUCGAGGUGAGUCCGCCAUACGACUCGGCGGCUGAGACAACCUCGGUUGCGGCAGCAGACCUGAUCAUCGAUAUCCUGGCUGCGAUGGUCAAAAAGAAGGGGUUCGGGAUUGGUUCCAAGCCACUGAGGGACGAGCUAUAA